Salvelinus sp. IW2-2015 is the source of this 2350-nucleotide messenger RNA. RefSeq names its product glypican 3 (gene gpc3). Gene Ontology annotation, biological process: positive regulation of canonical Wnt signaling pathway; cell migration; regulation of protein localization to membrane. Lineage: Eukaryota; Metazoa; Chordata; Actinopteri; Salmoniformes; Salmonidae. The record is from RefSeq and is a predicted model, not a curated record. Gene Ontology annotation, cellular component: extracellular region; cell surface; plasma membrane.
AGAAUAUUCUAUGUUGUAUUGUCCUGGCAGUUCCAAAGUGCUCACAGUGCAGGUAGUUUAAAUGGACCUACUGCAGUGUGUGCACUUCAAGUAUUGCCGGUCACCCUCCCUUUGAAGCUCACUACUGAGACCACCUUGAAGAGAUCCAUGGCACAUCAUGGGUUUACUGUGAGUUUUGCAGGUUUGCUUUCAGCUUCUGAAAAUAUCCGCUGUGCAAAUCCAUGCAAAACUCUCUGUACCUGAGAGACUCAACAAACAGAGAAGAGCUUCUGUUCCCCUGGGUCCCGUUGUAUUGUUUUAUAUUAUUCAGAAAACUACAAUAUCCUCAUGUUCAAGUUGAACACCUUUGCUUUGUUUAAGUAUGCAGCAGACAAUCUGUCAGCGCAGCUGUUAUCACGGGCUUGGUCUCGGGGAUGGCAAGCAUGGGGAUGUGUUAUGUACAGUAUACAUCUGUAAUCCGCCAGGUGUUGUGAGCAGCAGCAGUGUGCCAUUUAUCCUUUUGGUUCCUUCUCUAAAUUUAAAACGAUCAACACAACUGCUGAAAUAAAAGAACGUUGAAGGGUUUUUUCUGUCAUUGCUUUUCCUUUACAAAUGCAACAUCUGUAGGAGUUUGUAUCCUUCAUAGGACCAGGCUGUGGACGCUGUGGCUAUAGCCAGUACCCCACUAGAUGGCAGUAGGUGCAUAUGGCGUGCUGCUGUACACUUGAACAAGAGAAAAGCAGAAAGCAAACUACAGUAUGCACUCGGGAUUUGACAGAUAAUAUUACCAUGGUACCUUAACAUAAUUACAGUGUAGGUACACAUUGUUACAUAGUACUUGUACAUGUUUGUGGUAUGUGUAAUUAUACUUUGGAAGGCCUAUUGUUAUAUGCAUAKGAUUUAUAAAGAAAGAAAUGUGUUAUGGCUAAAAUCUCAUAUCACCCUGGAAUUAUUGUUUUCGGAGUUAAUUUGAAAUGAUGCAUGCCACACAUGGUUGCUAAUAAAACUACCAUGUCAAUGGGUAUUGGGGACACUGAAAGGACUCACCUAAGAGUGUAAUUAUUCCAGCUGUUAAUUCGGCCAAAUCGAUGUGCUGUAAUCCUGCUGUCUUUAAUCCUGCUGUCUUCAAUCCUUGUAGACAAUUUAGGGCCGUUUUCCUGGACACAGAUUAAGCCGUAAUGUUUGGAAAUAUGUAAAUGCAUGCUUGAAUGAUUGUCAUUGUUUAAUGGAUACAAUGCAUCUGGAAAUUCUAAUAGAACAACAUGGCACUUAUUCCAUUUUACUAUUAGUAUUUUUUUCAGCAUGUAUAAACACUGGCACACAAUUCAGUCAAAUUGUAAAAUAAUUCUUAUGAAGUGCAGUCUUGCAUGGAGCACCAUUUCUGCUUUAACCUUAUUUCAUAAGCCAAUAAACAGUUGAGAUCCUCAGAUGCUCAUCUCAGAUAGGCAAAAUUGUUUUACGAUUAUCAAUUGAAUAUACAGUAUGUGCUAUGUGAGAAUUCAUAGGAUAAAGCGAACGGUGCCGGUUUGUGGCGUGCGCUGUUAAUUAAGAGCGAUAACGCGCAGUCUUGAUUCAGUGCUCAUCCACCCUGACCGAGCUAGUUGAGAGCAAGCAGUGAGGGGGAUUUACAACUUUAUCAACACCAAUGUCCCGCUUUACCCGAACAUUCUAAAUAACAACAGCAGAUAUACCUACGAGUUUCUGGUAGAACUUGAAUAAGACUGGAAAUCUGAGGAGAACACCAUACAUCAGCACUCCAGAAGGACAUGCAGUUUCGCGGCGUCGGGGAUCUUUUUGAUUGGGAGAGCGGAAGGAUGCUUAUCAAAUAGGGGUCAGGAGCUGCGCUGCUACCUAUCCAACACAACAUUACGAGUGCGCUGUUCAGUUAGUGGUCGUUAAUCUUGCUGUGGGUUAAGUACUGACUUGGCACUCGACAUUUUUAGCAAGMACCUGCAGUGACGGACUAAGUUUACAAAUCGGCUACAUUUUGUGCGGGUGAGCCAUGAACGGUUUCCCGCUGUCUGGCGUGCUCUUUCUGUGCGCCCUGUGCCUGCCGUCCACCCUACCGGGCGGACAGGUACCAGUGACUCCCAGCUGCCACGAGGUGCGCGCGUCAUUUCAGUCUCUGCACCCCGGGUCGAAAUGGGCAAUGGAGACCCCAGUUUCAGGUGCAGACCUGCAGGUGUGCCAGCCCAAGGGCCUGACUUGCUGUUCCAGGAGGAUGGAGGAACGUUACCAGAUGACUGCCAGGCAGAAUAUGGAGUCAGGCCUGCAGACAGUCAGCGCACCGCUCAAACUCCUCAUCAUCCAGAACGCAGCUGUCUUCCAAGAUCAAAGGCCUUCCCCCUCUCCAUCUCCCAUCUUGGAGUAG